Molecule: messenger RNA, 1864 nt
Organism: Pelmatolapia mariae (spotted tilapia)
Lineage: Eukaryota; Metazoa; Chordata; Actinopteri; Cichliformes; Cichlidae
Product: G-protein coupled receptor 26-like
Exons: 3
Coding region: 357-1388 (343 amino acids)
Biological process (GO): adenylate cyclase-activating G protein-coupled receptor signaling pathway
Cellular component (GO): membrane
Molecular function (GO): G protein-coupled receptor activity
Source: RefSeq, a predicted model, not a curated record
UAGUGCGCAUGAUCGAGAGUAAGCGCUGAGACCACCCGGCAAUCUCGUGUUAUCAUUUGCUCAGCUCUUCAAUUUGGACUAAACUACUGUCAUUAGUGGAGAAAUCGGCGCGAUCAGUAGUAUUUGAGUUCCUAGAAAUCUUAAGCAACUUUUAAGUUAAUAACUCAACGCUGAUGGGAAGGUUUUGUUGAGGCAUUUCAGCACCGGACAGCGCUUUCUCUCUGCUUGGCUCACAAGUGCGCGUCUGGCAUGUGGCAAUGACUAUCCGUCAUAGCUGGUGGGGGGCAAAAGGAGAGAGCAUGGCGGACUCUCCAUAACAUCCUCCCCACAGCUGCUGCUAACACGAACCACGAGAUAUGAGCAUACCGGAGUUCCUUCUGGAAGUGUCCAUUGUGAUAAUAGCUGUUGUCUCUCUGCUGACCAACUUGUCGGUACUGCUAUGUUUCGUUCAGAGCAGCGAUUUAAGAGCCCAUGUACCAGGAAUCUUUAUGAUAAAUCUCUCUUUAUCUAACAUCCUCCUCAGUAUUAUCAACAUGCCUGCCACUUUUCUGGGGGUGGUCAGUGGCGCAAACCCCUUGGGGGACUUGUUCUGCCACGUCGUCAGCUUUGCCGAGACUUUUAUCACCAGUAAUGCCAUGCUGAGCAUGGCGGCGCUGAGCAUGGACAGGUGGAUAGCGGUGGUAUUUCCUCUGAGAUACUCCAGCAAGAUGCGCUACAGGGACGCUUUUCUGAUCGUGGCCUACUCCUGGCUUCACUCUCUCAUCUUUUCUCUCACUCAGCUGAUGAUGGACUGGGGAGGCUACAGCUACACUUACGCCUCAUGCACAGUUCACCUGGACUCAGAGCAGGUGUCUCAGCUGGGAAUCUACGCCACCUUCACAGCGCUGUUCCACGGUAGCAGCUUUGCGCUCUGCCUCCUCGUCUUGUGCUUCGCUUACCUGAAAGUUUUGAGAGUCGCUAAGUCGCACUGCAAGAGGAUAGAUGUAAUUACAGUGCAGACUUUGCUUCUGCUGGUUGAUAUCCAUCCCAGUGUGAAGGAGAGGUGCCUAGCGCAACGGAAGAAGAGAAAGCAGCGCGCCACUAAAAAGAUCUGCGUCUUCAUUGGCUCCUUCAUCCUCUGCUUUUCACCAUAUGUUAUCACCAGGUUGGUGGAGUUGUUGCCCUCUGUACGCAUCCCUCGUUACUGGGGCAUUGCCACCAAAUGCUUGUUCUAUGCCAAGGCUUCCAGUGACCCAUUCGUCUACUGUCUUCUGCGGCAGCAGUACAGGAAGGUCCUGGUUAGUAUUAUCAGCCGGGUUGUAGGAAAAGAUCACUACUUACUGUCUGUGACCAGUGCAAGCAGCACAUUUGACACCACAGAUGACACCUGUCUUGCCAGGAUUACUUGAGCUUGAUGUGGUCAUUUUUAAAUGAUUUAAUGCUUUGAUCUUUUUUGCAAAAGGUCACGGUCUUUAAAGUCAAAAAGGUCAGCAGAUUGAAAGAAGUGCUCAAGGACUUUUUAACAAAGAACUGUGCCAUGUGACUGUUAAAGGAACAUUAUUUUCCACUGGGAGAACUGUGAAGGACACAUAACAAUUCAUACUCAACGGCACCUCUCACCUCCGAUGUGUGCCGAAGCCUUUUCAGCCUCUACAGAUUGCUGUUUCCAUAGGGCUCAUUAGUUUGCCUGGAGAUGCACAACCAAGGAUGCACCACAUGAAAACUGCAACAUGUUUAGUACUGUGGAAAUGUAUUUAUAAAGUGUGAUAACACUGGAUUUGUCCAUUUGCUCAUUUAUUAUUGUUUUAUGCUUACAUUUUGUUUGUGUUAAUGACUGAAAUAGAGUGCAAAAAUAGAUACAAAGAAGAUGUGUGAAAUUGUUAUA